Manihot esculenta (cassava) is the source of this 7091-nucleotide messenger RNA. RefSeq lists its product as uncharacterized. NCBI's taxonomy places the organism in Eukaryota, Viridiplantae, Streptophyta, Magnoliopsida, Malpighiales, Euphorbiaceae. The record is from RefSeq and is a predicted model, not a curated record. Bases 5152 to 6192 code for a protein of 346 amino acids. The transcript has 2 exons.
UCUCUUUCUGCUGAUAUGCUUCUGUAUAUAAUUUUAUACGCCACUUUUAUAUAUAGUUUUGCUUGUAUAAGGGGUAUACUCGUGAAGUUCUUUACCCGUAAUCUCUGAGACCCAUGUCUGGAUUUGUUGCUUCUGCUCAAUUCUAGAUACCCCCGCCCACAACUAUUUGGUUGUGAAAUUGUUGGUGACUUGGUCUAUUGUAGUUGUGGUUGCUUGUUUAGGCACUUUGCAAUGUGGGUUAUAAUUAACCUAGAGAGAUCACCGCUUCAUUUCGAUUCCUCUACAUAUCGAUUUUACCCAUUUGGGUUUCUAUGAUUUCAUUGCCCUACACCCGAUGUGAGGAAAGUUUUGCUGUUAUUGAGUACGGAAAAGGUUUUAGAGUUUUGAGUUCUGAGCAACUAGUUUGCACUAUUGCUUAUUCGAUAAUGCAGCAAUCAAAAGGCUUGUUGUAAGCAAUUCUGAUGAGAUAAGAAUGGUGAAAUAACAACGUAAAAGCUUAUAGAUGCUGACAUUUUCUUUUGAUGCUGUAUAGUUUUGAAGAAACAUUUUUGAUGCCUCAUAUCCAUUAGACUACUCGACUAUCGAAAAUGCCUUUUGCAGGUAUGAACCCUUUUAUUCUUCUAUUGCAAAUUUCGAAAUAAGAUUUAUAAGCCUUACUGAAAUUAACUAUCAUAUGAGGUAAUCAAUAAACAUAAUUAAGAUGGGUAUGAUAAUAUUUCUUUAUUAGGCACUCAUAACUUUAACGUCAUGGACAAACUCAGAUUUAUACAAAUGCUGUCUCUGGAAAUUAGUUGCUAAUUAUCUCGUAAACUAAAUAAAACUGGCUAGGUAAGGGUCUUUUUGAAGUGAAGUAAGGCACUAUAUAUGCAUGCUUUUUAACCAGUUUAAUAAGUAAAAAGCACACUGAAAAGGAUAAAAAACACAUUAUUUGUUCCAAAGUAAUAUAAGAAAUAAAUUUGAAUUUUUUAAGGAACAAAAUGCUGCUGUUGUGGGAAUAGAAGAAGAGAAAGGAAGAAGAAAAGAGGAGGAAAGGAGAGAAAAAGAGAGAUUAUAAAAAAAUGAUAAAAUAGGGGAAUCUGCUGCACCAGGUACAUAGAGAGAGAAGAGAAGAAGAGAAAGAUACAGGAAGAAGGAUAAGAGGAGAUAAAGAUAAAGAAAAGAGACGCACACCUGCUUUUAGGAGAAAGAAAGAGGAAGAAGCUUGUCUUUGCUGUGGCUGCCUUUUGAAAUUGACGGGAGGGCUAGGGUUUGUUCAAAAAAAAAAAAAAGAGAGGUUCACCUGUUAUUUAGAAAAGCAUUGCCUUGUUGCUUGCAGAGUGGGACGGCCGCCUCCCAUGAUUUAGGCACCCUCAGAACCCUUGCCUGGCUUUGCACGCACCUUAGUAACACUUACUAAAUUGGGCUUGCCUAGUGGAUAACUAGUUUGGCAGCUGUUAAGGAUAAUUUUGAUUGUGAAUAACAUUUAAAAUGUUGUUUUUGUCCUAUUAUUUUUUAGGUGGCAUUUCUUUGAAUCUACUAAGAUUAUAGUUGCUUUCACUCCUAGCAGAACCUUGCACUUUUGUACUGCUGCUCUUUCUGGUAAGUGAGCUAUUGAUAAUUCAAACUAUUGGUAUGUUUGUGCUGUGAAACUAAUUGGACACUGAAAGUGGUAUAAAUUAGUUAUCAGCAUUUUGUUGCAAGAGACUCCUUUUCCUGUUUGGCACCUGUUUGAUUGUUUUCCUCCCAUCUCUUGCAAAUAAAAUUGAUGAUGUUAUGGCCAUCGAGGUGGGGGUGAUGGGACUAUGCAGGAAGAAAGGUCUGGGGAACUCUCUAAUACAACUAAACUUGAUGUUUUAGGUCAAGUUUCUCAAUAGAGCAGAGCACAUAUAAGAGUAACACUAGCCGUCUGAAGAAACAACUACAUAUCCUAUCCUCGAGUUUCUUUUGCAUGGUGUUUUAAAUAUCAGGCCUUUCAGUGAAAAUAAAGCUUUUGGUUACUAAUUUUAACUUUUAAUGAACCUCCUGAGUGUUGCAUUCAUGAUCCUUUCUUAGUAAUUAAUCGAAAAAAUCUCAUUUUUUUCCCAUUUAAUGUAAUCAUGUUCUACAUUUCUUAUUGUUGGUCUCAUGAACUAUUAUUCAAUAAAAGUUUGAACCUUAAAUUGGGAAUGUUUCAGAUCCAUUCAAGUAUCCUUCAUUUGCUAUGCUUUUAGACUGGCUAAAUACCCAUCUUAGCGUACUUAAGAUGAGCUAUGCAGUCAUCAAGAUAAUAAGAAAUAAAAAAUUAGAUUCAGUAUUACCUAUAAUAGUGAUUGAAUUUGUUAGGGCUACUUGUAUUUUCCCUUUUCAUGAUUGUGUUUAUCUAGGUAUUGGGGGUUAGGGAUUUAUCAAGAUCCUUGAUUUUAUUGAUGACUGUCAUUUUUCAAGCUGAAGUUGGUAUAGAGCUAGGGGCUUUCUUGUUACAUUUUGCAAACUUAGAUCACACCUUUUUUGCUGUUGUUUAAGGAAAUUAUGCAACAACUACUAAGACUUAAUCCAACUGGUAGGAGUUGGCUAUAUGGAUCCUUUUUUCCCAUUUAGCUCUGCACUUAGUUGCAUCAUUAUCCAAAAUCUUUAGAUACUCUGUAGUCUUUUCUCCAUGUCAUCUUAGGUCUCUCCCUUCUCCUAUUAACUUAUAGAACUCCUUAUUAGAGCAUUUGAUGCUCUAUGUUGAGCAUGACCAAACCAUCUCAAUGGACCCCUUUUCAUUUUAUCUCCAAUAUGUUCUAGAUCCAUUUUUUGACAGAUGUCAUCAUUUCUAAUCUUUUCCAAAUUGCUUUAUCAAAUAUUCAUCUUACCAUCUAUAUUUUUGCCACUCAUUUUGUGGUAUGUUGUAUUUUAGAUUCCCAACAUUUACUCCCAUAUACCAUAGCUAGUCUUAUCAUAGUCUUGUAAAAUUUACCUUACACUUUGGUAGGGAUCUUAGGGUUGCAUGAUACACCAUUUCAUUCCUUCAGUAUGUCCAUUUUGCAUUGAUCCUUUUGGUUAUAUCCUGACCUGUAGCUGCAUUAUUCUAUACCCUAUUACCUAAAUAGUUGAAUUGAUUGCAUAUUGAUUUAGGCACUAUAAGUUCAUUCUAAUGAACCUCACUUCCAUUCCUUGUAUUGGGAGAUAAAUUUGCACUGCAUUAAUUUGUCUUACUAGUACUUAGCUCAAAAACCUUGCUCUCAAGAGUCCUCCUAAACUCCAACUUCUGAUUAACUUCUUUACUAGUUUCAUCCUCUAAGAUAAUGCCAUCUGCAAAUAACAUGCACCAUAUGAUAUUAUCUUGGAUAUGAGUAGUAAGCUCAUCCUUCAUUUAGAAAGUUUUACUUGUUCAAAUUGUAAUGUCUUGUGUACAUUUGCUUGUUGAGUAUUUCUGGAUGUACAAUAGUCUUACCAUACAUAACAAUAAUGCUAUUGUAUUUUCAGUUAAUGUAGAUGGAAAUUGUUCAAAAUUGAAUACUUAUCAAGUUGAAUGGUUGCUUCAUAUAUUUCUGAAAAAAUUGAAUGACAACAUGCAUUGCAAUUCCAAGUUCAUUUGUGUAGUUGUCUCUGCAUAUUUACAAAUUUUCUUUCUAUGAUAACUGAGAGGAGAUAAGUCAUACUACAAAAAGAGUAUUGAGCACCUUCAGUUUCUGGGUUAUCGGUAUUCAAAUUCUUCCUUGAAGUGUUGGGAUCAUCAAUGAUUGAAUUAAAGAUCACAAGUUUUACAAGCUAAGGUAAGUUCAGUUACAAUAUUGAGAUAUGGAAGGAAUAUAUAAAAUUAAAACUAGACAAGCUUAGAAGUUGAUAAUUGAUAUGAAAAGGAUACAGUUCAGCGGCUAACAUGCAUUGUAUCUCAUUAGGGACUUCAUCCUGUUCCAUGGGGAAAAAAACAAAAGCUCACAUUUUUCUUGAAAUCUCCUAGCUAUGAUGGCCACAUGAAUGCUAAUUCAUCUAACCUGAAAGGAAAUUGAACAAUAUCUAAUAGCAAAGAUUAAAGAAGAAAAAGUUUUUAGUGGCAAAUUUUUUCCUGGAAGGCGAUGAAUAGGAAAAUACUCUUGUUAGCAAUAUACAUUAUUAGGUAAUUAAUAGCCAUGAUACUGUAAUCCUGUAAUUUAUGAUGAUUUCAUUUUUGUCGUCCACAUUUAUGAUAGAGUUGAUUUAAAUUUUAAUUUCUAGAAACAGUGAACUGUUGUGCUAAACCCUGGUCAGUAGAGAAUUAAUUUUCUGCCAACUUUCUUGUGUGUGAACUUCCAUAUGUGUUUCUAUGUUCAUUACUUGUUUCGGUUGCCAACUAUCUGGUCACAUUUUAUUGAUAGUGAGUUGUAGGAAGUUUCUUUCAUAAAAUUUUUCUGACAGAUGCCAUUUCAAUUUUUUUAGAAAUUUGGUUUUUCAGGUAAAGACCUUUUAAGCAUGAUGAAAGUCAUUCUUAUUGAUUUUGUUUCUUCUCGAGCUCCCAAAGGACGUAAGAAUAAUUGGGUAUGCAAGCCUUGGAGGUUAAGUAUUACUUUAAGAGUAAAAUGAAUCAAAUGACCAGCAUUCUCUUGUUAUCUCAUGUGCUUAUUGCAUGAAAUUGGAGUGUAUUAGGUACUAUAUAGUGCAAGUAUCCAAUAAUUUCCAUGACCACUUUGACCUAAGCUUAUGAUGGGCUUGCUUAACACGUCUGGCCUGCUUUCGUUCUUUGUCAUCUUAUAACUUCCAAAAUUGCCCCUAACAAAUUCAGAAGAUUAAGUGACAGGUAGUUUAAUGACCUUGCGGUCGUUGGGAUACCCUUUACACAGGCGGGACAUUUGUUUUGCAUUGCUUUCAUGCAUCGUUUGGCAUUUAUGGCUAUUCCAAAUGUAGCUCAUUGCCGAUGAGGUCAGUCAGAAGCCGUUUCUGCAUGCAGCUUUUCAAUGGCAACUUUCUUUUCUCAUUUGUGCAUUUUGUGGCUUCUUUUAUAAAAUUAAUACUAUGAGGUUUGUCGUUUAUAUUAAUUACUUUUAACCGCUAUGACCCGUUUCUCCCUCUUGAAUUAAUAUAAAGGACGGUAAGAAGUAGGGUCUUGUUCAACCAGAAAGAAGAAGAAAAAAGAAGUGGGGCAUUGUUGCUUAUCACAAGGUUUCCUUGAACUUGUGAGUUCUCAUCUUUUCUUCUCUAAAGGAGCUCUUAGAGUAUCUUUCAACUUCAACAAUGUGUUCCCUAUUAGUUACUGGUAAAAAAAAAGCAAAGAAGCAUGCAGAUGCCCAUUCAUGCUUCUAUUGCAAAAAAGUAUUCAGCAACCAUCAAGCUCUUGGUGGCCAUCUUAGGGUUCAUCAAGGGGAGAUUAAGUCAAAGAAGGGAUUGAAUUCUUCUGGUUUUUCCAGUAAUUCUAUUGAAAUUAUGGGCACCCACCUUAAUCCCCUCACCAACCUCCAACCUGAGAAUUCCUCCGAAGCUAGGAAAAGUUUGCCUUUCUUCGACAAGGAAGCUUCUCAAUUCAGCUUCUAUAAGAGUUGCUGCUUGCAUGAAAACAGCCUGGUGAAUACUAGCAAGUUCACCAGUAACAAUCUUGCAAAUGGUAAAUAUAACCUUAUCAUGUCUCCAAAUCUUCCUACUACUGGUGGCAGUGCUGAAAUUUAUCAUCCAAGUUGCUUAAUCAUGGCCGCAAUUCCUUCAAUUAGAAAUGGAACCACAUCCUCAAACACCUUUGCUUCCCCUUUAACCAUUGGAUUCCCUUCUGAAUCUUCAUUUUGUUCAGGCACUGGUGAAGUUUCUCGCUUUAAUUCUGAUGAGUUUCUAACCUGGAGGGAUGCAAUGCCCUUCAUCUCGGAAAAUGCCUUGCAGAACCUUGAGUGUUAUGAUCUUAGUAAGUUUCCAUAUCCGGCAUUUGCUGUAAUGAAUACUUUUCCAGGUGUUGGCUCAAAUCAAUUUCCCGGCUUUGGCUUUGGUAUCUUUCCUUGGGGUCCAUGUCAAUGUUUAGGCCGAAAAAUAGUUGGUCAGUGUGAUGGUAUAGAUGCCUUGUAUUGUGAAGGGAAUAAGGAGCCGUAUAUGAGUGAUGUCCCUGGGGAUGCUCCCGCGACAAAUACGUCAAAAAGGCUAAAGCCUACCUUCUCUUCUCUUGUGCAGACAGAGAAGCCUCAGAAAGAGCUACUUUUCUUUAGGGAUUUGGAACACUCCUCUUCUGGCUUGGGGGUUCCCUCUGAUGCCAAAGAGGAAGUUCAAGUGGAUUUAGAUCUAACUCUUCAUCUGUAGUUUUGCACUUUAUGUCUCAUAUGUGUGUGUUUUCCAACUAGUUUAUGUAUGUGUUUAACAAAGGGAUCAAGAGUGUUGUCUUUAUGAAUAAACGUUUGCAGUUUCGUGUUAAAUGUAUCCUUGAAUCUUGCAUCUGCUUGAUUAGUUAUGAAGUUAAGUUCUCAGCAUCUUCUCAAAGAGGAUUACUUGGGAGUCAAUGCAAUUUUCAUUAUAUGACAAGUAAAAUGAUGUAGAAAUAGGUAGCUGUUUGGGAAUGCUAAUAGAGAUGGCUUUGAAAGAAUCUCACAUGGUGAAUAGACGUGCUGGAGGAAGAAAGAACUAGGAUAGUGAAGUGAGAUUUGUUUCUAGGUGUAGAGGUGUGUUUGAUAUGGAAUUGGGUUUUGGUUUCAACUGUUUUUCAUGUUCUGCUAAAAUGCCAUCAAGUGUUGUUUUUAUUGUCUGAUUUGCUCCUAAUUAUUUCAUUGUCAUUAUGGACAUGAUGCUAGAGCUUGUGAAGUUGUGUAAAAGUUGGCCUUGGUGACUCUCUAGUGUUUUAGUUAUCAUGAUAAAGCUUUGGAAACUUCCUGCAGAGUGCAAAGAUUUUGUAUGCUAUGGUUAUUUUGAAGGACGUCAGCUUAAAUUUGUAUGUAACUGUAGAUGUUUAUUUUUUGUUAUGAAUUGCAUAUCUGUUGUUCAUCCCAAAACACCAUGGAUAAGUUUUGGAGCCAAGGACUGCAAUUGCUACUUGCAAAAUGAAAAGUUGCCCAAAAGAGAUGUAUUUAGUCAUGGUAUACAGAUCAUUUGGGUUCUGAGGUUCAGUCAUUUCUGAGAACAAGAUGGAGCAAUGUAUCUCGUACUAUUCUGAUUUUAUUGAAUGUGAAACCAAGAUGAACCUUUUUAUGAAUGCCAAAUUCCUAAUC